AAUAGUGAGUUUCCAAGACAUAGCUUACAUAAAUAAUUGAUUUGAUAGGGGCGAUCAACUACAAAGGAACUAUUUGGAAUGGAUGGCUACAAAUGAAAACAUCACAUCGCGCGAAUCUUUCUCUGUCUUGCUAUGCAAGUCUUUGACUGAACACCAGGAGGGCCUACAUUUUGGGGAAAAUGCGCAGUACAGGCACAAGUGGGGUGCCCCCGAACCCCCCUGUAGCCAGAAACCACAACAACAGCCCUGGAAACUCAGGUUCCCAGUAUGCCUUGUGUGCCCUGGGGGUGGGGCUGGUGGCCCUGGGCAUCGUCAUGAUUGUGUGGAGUGUGGUGCCCUCCAGCAUGGCCGGGAACAACAGCGGUGGCACUGGAGGAGGGAACCCCAAACCAGACAACAGGGGCAGGGCUUCGUCGGUGGCCUUUGUGCUGGUCGGGGCUGGGGUGGCCAUGCUCAUGCUGUCCCUGUGCCUGGGGAUGAGGAACAAGCAGCGGGAGCAAGCUCUUCAAGAGGCCCAGACUCUGGGGGCAGACAACGUAGCUGCCAGUGAGGAGGACGGAGAGACGGCCGAGGAGCGAACCCAGAGGUACACCGUGCCCAGCUACGAGGAGGCAGUGGGCAGCGGCCAGUGGCCCAUACGCCAGAGCCACCUGCGCCACAGCUCCUCCCAGCUUCCUUCCUACGACGACCUGGUGGACAGUGUGCAGAUAGAGGUCGAAGGAUCAGUGGUCACUCAGAUGACAGCCACUUCCGCUAACCCUGCCUCCUCUGCUGCUGCGCCUAACCACCGCACUAGGCGAACAGGCCUCAAUCUCCUUCCCCUUAAAAUUCAGAGGAUUAAAUCAGAGAAGAUCCAUAUGAAGAAUACGGAUAACUCUCAGCCGCCGGGAGGGAUGAGUAUUGAGCCGCUUACUCCACCACCAAUGUAUGAGGACAAAGUGCCCCAGCUCUGAGACUUGGUGCCCUCUAGGUAUCAAAGCAGGGUACUGCAUCCUCUGUGGCCCGCUAUGGGUGGACAUCUGCUACAAUAGAUGUAAUCAGAUGGCCCCUUGUCAUGCAUCUGUGGCUAAAUCAUCUCGAUGGCACUUGUCAUGCUUACCUGGCUUUUUUUAGACCUGACACUCAAGGUGAGUGAGCAGAGAGCACAGUUCCAAACGUGGGGACUUUGGGUCAACACUGUUGCUGGACAGAGAGCACACUUCUGUUUUUAGACAGACAUCUUACAAGGUCAUUGAAGCUCGGGUUCAAAGGAUCAAUAUGAUUGGGAAAAAUACUCGCUCAAUGUCUUAGAUGUCUUUUGAUUACUUUACAAUGAGCCCUGUUCCAAAUUGCAUUUGUAUGCAGCUGACCAUAUUUUUUUAUUCCUCUACUGAUUUAAUUUCAAGUUCCAUCUUCAUCCUCAGUCAAGUCAGCCAUCAUGGUGUAUUAUUCAUGUUCAAGUUUUUGUAUUCUGUACAGCUACUUAGACAGCUGCUCCUUGGAAUUUUGAGAGGUGUUAUUUGGCGACUGAAUUAAUGGCUUUGCACAGACAGUGUUUGUGCGUUGCGGCCUGUGUUGCUUAUCAAUACAGGAUAAUUGAGAAAGAGACUGAGGCUCAUUGAUAGUUGGAAGCCUUUGCCCUGUAGCCACGGCGAAAUGGGUUUUGGCUCUGAAGGCAGUAGUGUAGUCCAGCUUUUUUAAUUAGCUGUUUUAUGCUCAAUGGAGGACACAAGGGACUCUUUCCCUGAGCAGCUGGGAUAAUGGCACCCAUUGCUCACUCACGCAUCACUCUUGAACUAUACAGCAAUACCAGCUCCUUGACUGCCAGCACUGUUUUCAUUAGGACAGAGAGCACACUUCUGUUUUUAGACAGACAUCUUACAAGGUCAUUGAAGCUCGGGUUCAAAGGAUCAAUACCAGCUCCUUGACUGCCAGCACUGUUUUCAUUAGGAUUAUUCAGAAGAUUAAGUUGUUGCGGUGUCCAAGGUUUGACCCCAUUUUGUUUAGUGGAGCCAGAAGACGUCAGUGCCUUAUCUCUCUCGUCUAUUUGUUUCAUGCUUACCAGAAUAUGGAAGUUAGCAAAUCAAUGCAGUAAUUGGAUUUCCAGAAUGUUAUUUUAUCAUAUGGAUGUUAUUUUCUGAUUUGAUGUCAUGUUGAUGACCCUGUUCAGCAACUACUCACUACAUUUACUGUAGGUGGGAACUUAAACAAUACUUCUUGGCAUAAGUAAACAGUUGCUAAACUAGCAUAUGAAUACCUAUGCACACAGAAUAAGUGUUUUUUUUUAAGAGGAAACUUUUAAUGCUGAAUUACUAGUUUCUAAAUGUAAAAUAGCAUGCACCUCAUGUAUAUUUAGUUUUAUAUAGAUUUUUUAUAGGCUCUGAAUUCAGUCUGUUCUUUCAAUAUUGUUGAUACUCAGAGACUACUCUGUAGUCACGCCUAUGCAAUGUUUUCUGUACCUCUGUGUAUGUGAGACCAUUUUUUACUGUGAGGAAUCAGUGGCUUAUUACUUCCAUUUUCUGUACUCUAAGGGACACUACACUCAAACCUCAAAAGUGGUCUUAUGUUGAAAGAAGUCUACGUCCCACACUAUGGGUUUCAUAGAUCCAAGGAUAUGUCACAACCUCAAGUGAAUGGAAAAGAUGAGCACCCAAAAUGCUUAUGUUUUUGAAUGGAAAUGGUGCUAAACUUUCCCAUUCAUAAACGGAUCAGCACCAAGACGAGCACCAUGGAGCUUAAUUAAUAAACAGAUUUAUGAAUGAACAAUUAUGGGUUGUGAUCUGGACUUUUCCAUUCAUUUGGGGCUGAUAUCUGUAUCUACACAAUCAAUGGUGUUGGACAUGGAUCCAUCUUCACAUUAGGCUUAUUUUGAGGUAUAAAAACACCCGACAACUUUGUGGAACAUAAACAUGGUCAGUCUGUUCAUUAGUUCAAUGGACUUUUCUCUCAACCAGGUGUGUGUGUGUGACUUUUAUUACGAUAAUUUCAAAGACCAUUAUUUGUACUGGAAACUAUAUGAUUGGCUUAUAUAACUAAUACCCUUUUGUAUGUAUCUGAAAGUAUGUUUUUGUAAGAGAGGAAUUCUGUCUAGUGUUUUUGUUGACUUCAAGAUGAUGCAUUCUUGUUGUGGACACUAAAGGAGCGGAGUCUGAAAAUUGUGAGAAAUAAAAGGAAAUGUUUGUA
Molecule: messenger RNA, 3162 nt
Organism: Oncorhynchus tshawytscha (Chinook salmon)
Lineage: Eukaryota; Metazoa; Chordata; Actinopteri; Salmoniformes; Salmonidae
Product: transmembrane protein 51
Exons: 3
Coding region: 180-953 (257 amino acids)
Source: RefSeq, a predicted model, not a curated record